Messenger RNA from Dipodomys spectabilis (banner-tailed kangaroo rat), 794 nucleotides. It is a transcript of the gene Dusp19, whose product is annotated as dual specificity phosphatase 19. The coding region runs from base 85 to 750 and encodes 221 amino acids. The transcript is spliced from 4 exons. NCBI's taxonomy places the organism in Eukaryota, Metazoa, Chordata, Mammalia, Rodentia, Heteromyidae. Gene Ontology annotation, molecular function: JUN kinase phosphatase activity. The record is from RefSeq and is a predicted model, not a curated record. Gene Ontology annotation, cellular component: cytoplasm. Gene Ontology annotation, biological process: regulation of MAP kinase activity; protein dephosphorylation.
GGCUGCUGCGGUCACCUGCCGGGUUGUGCGUCCCCGCGGCCGGGCUAAUUGCUGGCGCUCGCUGUGCUCGCCACCGCUCAUGUGAUGCACUCUCUUAACCAGGAAAUUAAAGCGUUCUCCCGGAAUAACCUCAGGAAGCAAUGCACCAGGGUGACGACGCUAACUGGAAAGAAAAUUAUAGAAACGUGGAAAGAUGCUCGAAUGCAGGUGGUGGAGGAAGUGGAGCCGAGCGGAGGGGGUGGUUGUGGUUACGUGCAGGACCACAGCUUGGACCUGCAGGUUGGCGUUGUUAAGCCUUGGUUGCUUCUAGGGUCACAAGAUGCUGCUCAUGAUCUGGAUAUACUGAGAAAGUACAAGGUGACUCAUAUUCUCAAUGUUGCAUAUGGAAUUGAAAAUGCUUUCCUCAGUGAGUUUACAUACAAGAACAUUUCUAUAUUGGAUUUGCCUGAGACCAAUAUCCUGUCUUAUUUUCCAGAAUGCUUUGAAUUUAUUGAACAAGCAAAAAUGAAGGAUGGUGUGGUUCUUGUUCAUUGUAAUGCAGGAGUUUCCAGGGCUGCCACAAUUGUAAUAGGCUUUCUGAUGCAUUCUGAAGAAAUCUCCUUUCCUGGUGCAUUUUCUUUGGUGAAAAAUGCAAGGCCUUCCAUCUGUCCAAAUUCUGGCUUCAUGGAGCAGCUUCGGACCUAUCAAGAGGGCAAGUCAAGCAGUUUGUGUGCUGACACACCAGAAUUGGGAAAGAGCAAUAGCUCAUGAGUUUCAUUUUAACAGAUGAUGGACGAAUGCAAUUUCUGAAUUGG